ACAAAUCGUAAAGUACGAUUGGUCAUUAUUGAUUUUGCCGGUCUCUCUACCGACAUGGAUGAUUUGCGACAUUUUGUCAAAACCAACAAACGCAUUCUUGAAGUCACAGUGGAUGAGGGCCACAAAGGCCACGUAAAGAGAUCCAAAUAGACCUAAACCUAUACCACUCGACCAAUGUUCUGUUCAAGUCCCUUCAUACCCUUCGCACAUCUAUCAUUAACCACCUACCAUCUGCUGAUUUCCACUUGCCAUUUCCACUUGCCACCAGAAAAGGACCCUUGCCACUUUUUACAAACCAUUUUCUGUCUUCUAGCUAUCAUUAACCACCUACCAUCUGCUGAUUUCCACUUUAUUUUCCACUUGCCACCAGAAAAGGACCCUUGCCACUUUUUACAAACCAUUUUCUGUCUUCUAGCUAUCAUUAACCACCUACCAUCUGCUGAUUUCCACUUUAUUUUCCACUUGCCACCAGAAAAAGACCCUUACCACUUUUUACAAACCAUUUUCUGUCUUCUAGCUAUCAUUAACCACCUACCAUCUGCUGAUUUCCACUUUAUUUUCCACUUGCCACCAGAAAAAGACCCUUACCACUUUUUACAAACCAUUUUCUGUCUUCUAGCUAUCAUUAACCACCUACCAUCUGCUGAUUUCCACUUUAUUUUCCACUUGCCACCAGAAAAGGACCCUUGCCACUUUUUACAAACCAUUUUCUGUCUUCUAGCUAUCAUUAACCACCUACCAUCUGCUGAUUUCCACUUUAUUUUCCACUUGCCACCAGAAAAAGACCCUUACCACUUUUUACAAACCAUUUUCUGUCUUCUAGCUAUCAUUAACCACCUACCAUCUGCUGAUUUCCACUUUAUUUUCCAUUAUGCCACACUUGCCACUAUAUUUUCUAAUUGAAGGACUCUUCAACUUUUUAAUUUUUGUGGAUGGUCAUUUUCAUAGGCUUUUUUUGAAUUACCUGCUUUUUGUGGGUGGGUAAGGUGUGUGUUAGCCAUUUUUAUUCGCUUCGCUUCUUUUUUUUUGAGAAAAAAAAGAAAA
Mycotypha africana is the source of this 1044-nucleotide messenger RNA. RefSeq lists its product as uncharacterized. NCBI's taxonomy places the organism in Eukaryota, Fungi, Mucoromycota, Mucoromycetes, Mucorales, Mycotyphaceae. The record is from RefSeq and is a predicted model, not a curated record. Bases 175 to 903 code for a protein of 242 amino acids. The transcript has 3 exons.